Molecule: messenger RNA, 186 nt
Organism: Huiozyma naganishii CBS 8797
Lineage: Eukaryota; Fungi; Ascomycota; Saccharomycetes; Saccharomycetales; Saccharomycetaceae
Gene: TOM6
Product: Tom6p
Exons: 1
Coding region: 1-186 (61 amino acids)
Biological process (GO): protein import into mitochondrial matrix
Cellular component (GO): mitochondrial outer membrane translocase complex
Source: RefSeq, a predicted model, not a curated record
AUGUCUGCAAUGUUUGGAAUGCCAGGUUUGGGUGAUGCGGGUGCUGCCCCAAAGCAACCCAAGAGCAAAUUCGAGCAGUUCAAGGAAACCCCCGCGUACACUGUGUUAUUGAACGGUACCCUUUUCGUUGCUGGGAUAUGUUUCAUCCAGUCUCCACUGAUGGAAAUGUUGGCCCCACAACUAUGA